Macrosteles quadrilineatus (aster leafhopper) is the source of this 3052-nucleotide messenger RNA. Its product is annotated as neuropeptides capa receptor-like. The record is from RefSeq and is a predicted model, not a curated record. NCBI's taxonomy places the organism in Eukaryota, Metazoa, Arthropoda, Insecta, Hemiptera, Cicadellidae. Gene Ontology annotation, biological process: neuropeptide signaling pathway. The transcript has 7 exons. Gene Ontology annotation, molecular function: neuromedin U receptor activity. Gene Ontology annotation, cellular component: plasma membrane. The coding region runs from base 153 to 1436 and encodes 427 amino acids.
CGUCACCUCUCUACUCACCAAGUGUGUUACUCUCUUCGUUGUCAGAUACGAUGUAAUCUCAAUGUGAACCAACUUUCUUGUGUUAUGGUCGUUACAGAAAUACAGAUUUUCAACUAUGACUACUCUACAUAAAAUCUGCACAACGGCCUAAGAUGGCGGAGGAGGUGGAACUAUUGAGUGUGGACAAUGUAACCUUCAACAUGACCUUGGAAGACUACCUUCUGAUGGCCAGAGGUCCCAAGCACCUCGCGCUGGAGGUCGUGGUCCCCAUCACCAUCAUCUACUGUGUCAUCUUCCUCACUGGAGUCCUGGGCAACCUGGCCAUCUGUCUGGUCAUCGCCAACAACAAGAACAUGCACACGGCCACCAACUACUAUCUGUUCAGUCUGGCGGUCUCUGAUGUCACCUUGUUGUUGCUUGGACUGCCCAACGACCUGAGCGUGUUCUGGCAGCAGUAUCCGUGGAUAUUCGGAGAAGCUUUGUGCAAAGUUAGAGCUCUUGUCUCGGAGAUGACGUCGUACACCUCCGUGUUGACGAUCGUCGCAUUUUCCAUGGAGAGAUACCUCGCCAUAUGUCAUCCCCUCCAUUCAUACGCCAUGUCAGGGCUGAGAAGAGCUGUUAGAAUCAUCGCAGUCCUGUGGCUGGUGUCUUUCAUCAGUGCGCUGCCUUUUGCUGCCUUCACUAAGGUCAACUACAUAGAUUACCCGCCAGGUUCACACAUCUGGGUGGAAGAGUCAGCGUUCUGUGGGAUGCUUGAGGAGAACGUGCCCAAGAAUCUGCCCAUUUACGAGCUCAGCUUCUUCGUCUUCUUCUUCGUCCCAUUGUGCGUCAUAAUCGCGCUGUACGCCAAGAUUGGGCUGCAGAUCCGGACUAACUCUCUGGGCAAAAGUGUGGACGGGACUGUACACGGGGAGACCAAGAAGUCACAGUCGAGGAAGUCGAUUAUUAGAAUGCUGACUGCCGUAGUGAUCACCUUCUUCCUCUGUUGGGCGCCGUUCCAUGCGCAGCGGCUGCUAUACAUCUACGGCCGCGACUGGACUCACUACUACACGGCAAAUGAGUGGCUCUACUACAUCGCCGGCUGUUUCUACUACUUCUCGUCCACCGUGAACCCGGUGCUGUACAACAUCAUGUCUGUCAACUACCGCAACGCCUUUAGAGCGACGCUGUUCGGACGACGCCACCGGGAACUUCACUCCAGCUUCCGCGAGAGCUACGUGGACGGAAAGUGGCAGAGGACGCUCACGUGGCGGAACAAUCAGAGUCCUCCAUCAACUAGGGACGUGGUUGUGAUAGUCACUCCAGACAAAUGUUGCACCACAGUCACUACCAAGACUAGGUACUGGCCCAAGACACUACUAAGAGUUACCAUGGGUAGAGACCCACCAGAAGAUCAACACGACAAGGUCUGCAUACAGAUGGAAACAUGUAUCUAACUGAGACAGAUCACACAGGAACCCCAUGUGUCUGGUUCAUCACCAGGCUUUUUUGACCAGAGCCUUUUCCAAGCUCCAUGUAUGUAGCAUUUCAGGAUGAAGUGCUUUGCAGUCUCGUCAGACUUGGUGUUUGCUGAAAUACCUGCAUCUUUACCCUCAACGAACAUAGGGCUGAACCUAACCUUCUUUGAAGCCGGUGGUAUUCAUCUCUUCGACACACCACUGAGGCUCGGCUGUAAACGAAUGGAAAGUAAGAGUGAGAAGAUUCUUCCAAUAGGAAAAAGAAGAAGAAAGAUCAAGCAAAAGAAGUGUUCUUUCUACUCAUAGAACCUAUACAAAGAAGAAGGGUCCGGGAGCUGGCUAGGGUAACUCUGGGUUACCAAUCUACAAGAAGCCUCCCGUUUAGUUGACAGACAACUACCCCUGAGGAGAUGUCGUAUAACAAGAGUUAUCAGCUUAACUGAGGAAUAUUUUGCACAAGUUAUUUUACUUCAUAAUACAAAUAUUUCACUUGACUUUAUCUCGAAGAAUAGAGGGAAAAUGACUACCACAAACAAAAAACAUAAUUGAAAAAAAUAUAUUUUUUUUCGGUUAUGAUAGGUUAUUGCAAGUUUGGUAAUGAUAAUGACAAACUGCGGGAAGUUAAUAAUCAUAUAAGUUGGGCUCAUGAUCUUCAAUGGUCAGCUGUACGUGAAACUUAACUGUACGAAACUUGAAUUUGAUGAAAGAUAAGGUGAACAUAGACGUUUUGUUGUAAUCAUUUAAUUUAAUAAUAACGUACAUGAUAACAUAUGUUUGGUUUUUAGACGUUUGGUUUGGAUAAAAGAUUUUUGAGUCACUUAAUUUGUCUCUUAGUAUUGACGAAUAUUGGUUAAUUUUGAUGACAUAAGCAAGUUAAAUGAAAACAUCCUUCUUUGGAUAUAUGCAUUUGUAAAUUUCAUUAUUAAAGGAUGGUGCCUUAUCGCUAUUGGCCAAUUGACUUUUUAGUAAAUGAAAUGAAAUGAAAUGAUGAAAUGAAAUGAAAUAACAUAUUAUUUCCCAACUGGCAUAAUACAUUUCGUGGUAUUUACAUAAUAAUUAUACAAUCCUUAACGUAAGAAAAUAUAAUAAUUACAAAAGUAUAAUACUGUAUAACUAAAUGGACAGAGAAAAAAUAAAAAUACCUUAUCAAAUUAAAAGGAAAAUGUCUACAUAGGCAGGGGCCUGUGCGUAGACAUGAGUUGCGGGUAAAUUGUUGUAAAUUGUUAAGUAUCAGUAGAACUUUGAGAGGAUCUUAAAUAGCAAAAGCAAUAUAUUUUAUUUGUAAAACCAGUGAUCUAAGAUGCAUUAGUUGUUUUAAUAAUUUGAUUUGUAUGACUAUUAUUAAUUAAAUAUGGACAUACAGUACUUCAACUAUUAAUAUUAUAAAACUACACAACUUAUAUUUAGAUAAUAAAUUGACGAUACGGGAAAUAUUGCUUGUGCAAUUGUAACUGGAAUUACUAAACAUUCUUAGUACAAUCAAAUUUGUAGAAUAAAUUCAGCAUGAAUUAAAUACCACCAUACUAAUGAAUGCAUUUUACUUAAUCACUGAUCAAUUGGACAUUCCAGGUAUUUUAAUAAAGAAGUAUUAAACC